Micromonas commoda is the source of this 1029-nucleotide messenger RNA. RefSeq lists its product with no specific name. Lineage: Eukaryota; Viridiplantae; Chlorophyta; Mamiellophyceae; Mamiellales; Mamiellaceae. The transcript has a single exon. The coding region runs from base 1 to 1029 and encodes 342 amino acids. The record is from RefSeq and is a predicted model, not a curated record.
AUGACAACCAUUCGCGCCGCGCCGGUGGCCCGCGCGAUAUCCCACGGGCCGUCGCCCGUUCGCGCGCCGGAAACCCGAGCGGUUCUCGCCCCGCGCGCGUCUCGGGCCCGUACCGCCGCGAAGCUGGGCGGCGGCUGCGUCGCCCAGCCCCGGGGCGCCUCGCUGACCGCCUCGGCGACACGCGUCGCGAGGCGAAAGUACCCGGAGCGCGAGCCCGACGACGACGACGAUGUAUCCGCGGAAUCGCCCUCGGCGUCGUCGGAGGCGGCCGAGGAUCCCCCGACGAAGCCCGGCUUCGACGCGGAUGGGAAGAAGCUCAAGUGGAUGGAGAUUUUGGAGGAGAGCGCCGAGUUCGACCCGGAGAUCAAGAACCUCCUCGACGGCGCGGACUCGAACCCGGACGAGGUGGAGAAGCGCAUCCGCGAGAGGUUCGAGCAGCGCAAGGAGCGGAUCUACCAGGAGAGGGAGGGGAGCACGGUGCCGAUGCUCGUCAAGUUUCGCGAGUUCAAGUCGCAAAACCUUUGGAUCCACCUCGAGUCGCACAACGCCAUCAGCGACAUGGAGCAGCCCCUGCUGGACGAGGUGUUCAAGGCGUGGUUCGUGCUGGGCAAGCUCGGCGGGUUCAACUCGGACAAUAUGCAGGUCCAGGCCAACUUCUUCGAGGUGUCAAACAUGGAGUACGACAUGGACCAGGCAAACGGCGACGGCGACGUCCCCACAGCCGUGUUUCACGCAAUGGGAGGACCCGAGUACAAGGGUCGGUGGUGCCGAUGCUGGUUCGACCUGGGCAGCGCGGACGAGAUGUGCGUGGACGUGCUGAUCAACUCGCUGAUCACCUUCAGCAGGGAGUAUUUCGGGUUGAAGACGCUGGUCAUCGGCGGCGAGAACGUGCUGGAGGAUUGGCCGGUGCAGGAGAGCGAGUUCUACGUGGAUGAUUCGCGCGAGAUGGAGAUUGAGAUGGGUCCGUUCAGGCCGCCGCCGCCGGGAACGGACAUGGGACCGAUGGGAGGCGCGGGAAUGUCCAGGUAA